CAGCGUGUUUUUGAUUAAUUUAUCAUAAUUCGCAAAUCUCAGAUCAUCAGCUCCCUACGUAGAUAGAUUAGCAUUGAUUUAAUAAGUGUUAUUGUCAAGGUUCGCCACAGUAGCUUGCUAAUCGUGACACUUUCAGAAUGAAAUUAGUUUUGGUGUUGAUGCUGUGCGCGUUGGCUGCGGCCGCGCCCAGAGUUGAGAAGCAAGAUAUCUUGCAGCCAAUGACGUCAGAAAUCAGCAAUGACCCACAAGAGCGUAAUAUCCUGUUGAACGCGUUAAUCCGUCAGCUGAUCGCCUACGUCAGAAGAGUCAUCAACAAUGGCUCAGUCAUCUUUGGUUUCCCACCCCUCGACCCCCUAGUCUUGGAUCACCUCGAUUUGAACAUUCCUGCUGGCCUUAUCAACCUUCAACUAAAACUGAGAGAUGUUUUGGUGACUGGUUUGGGCGGUUUCGAAGUGCCUAAGAGCAAUCUCGACCUAAGGGCUAUGACAUUUGACCUGGAAAUCGUGUUUCCACGUAUUGAUAUAGAUGCAGGUGAAUAUGACCUAGUUGGUGACCUCUACAACGCUAUUCCCCUAUAUGGAAAGGGCCCAACAAGGUUUGUUAUCGAAAACUAUACGAUACGCUGCGUCCUUCAUUUGAAACAGUCAGAGGAUGAAAAGUCAGUCCUUAUCGACAGAGUUGAAGGAGCUUCCUUCGAAAUUCCGAGUUUCAAGUCUGAAAUGGUUGGUGUCAUCGGGGGAGGGGACUUCGAUGCUAUCGCGAACGCCUUUACUGAAGAGAUUCUUAUCGGCUACGUCAACCGGUUCCAAGGUGCUAUCUCUUUCGUCACGUCCAUCUUAAUUGUAGAAUUUGGAAACCCAUUCUUAGAACAAUUGGAAACCUGGAAAUACAUCGCUCCCUUUGUGCCUCGCAAUUAGACUGAUGUAGAAGACAUUUCGAAGACAAAUUUUUAAAAUCUGGAAAUUAAAUGUUAUUGGAUCUGUAUAUACCUACCCACAAAUAGAGUGAAACAGUUUUGUUGUU
Messenger RNA from Amyelois transitella, 1023 nucleotides. RefSeq lists its product as uncharacterized. The transcript is spliced from 7 exons. NCBI's taxonomy places the organism in Eukaryota, Metazoa, Arthropoda, Insecta, Lepidoptera, Pyralidae. The record is from RefSeq and is a predicted model, not a curated record. Bases 138 to 917 code for a protein of 259 amino acids.